AUGGAGGAUCCUGGGGGACACAUCCAAUACACUGGUCCGGUCUUCCCAGGGAACGGACCGUAUUUUCUGAAUGGGCAGCUCUCCUACAAGACCUUUGGGGAGGACACUCAGGGGGGGCCACGGAAGGAGCAGCUGGACCUCCACCCUGGGAGCUUCCAAAACCUCUCCCCUUCUCCUGGCUCCUACCCCAAACCCAACUCCCCAGUCUCCGAGACACACAGCAAACCCAACACUUUUGAUUGGAUGAAAGUUAAGCGGAACGCUCCUAAGAAAACCUCCCCUUCUGAAUAUGGAAUGAGCAAUCCUCCCAGCACAAUGAGGACAAACUUCACCACCAAACAACUCACAGAACUGGAGAAAGAAUUUCACUUUAACAAGUAUUUGACCAGAGCCAGGCGCAUAGAGAUUGCCAACUCCCUCCAGUUGAAUGACACCCAGGUGAAGAUCUGGUUCCAGAACAGAAGGAUGAAGCAGAAGAAAAGGGAGAGGGAAGGGAUCCUGCCAAGCCCCCCAAAUCCAGGAACUGUCACUGUGGACUUUCAGCAGAAAUCAGCCCAUAAGACUGAGCCCCUUUCCCCAUCCAAUGAGAUCCCUUCUUCCUAG
Messenger RNA from Staurois parvus, 603 nucleotides. NCBI's taxonomy places the organism in Eukaryota, Metazoa, Chordata, Amphibia, Anura, Ranidae. The record is from the annotation of a GenBank genome assembly.